Linnemannia hyalina is the source of this 2634-nucleotide messenger RNA. The record is from the annotation of a GenBank genome assembly. Lineage: Eukaryota; Fungi; Mortierellomycota; Mortierellomycetes; Mortierellales; Mortierellaceae.
AUGGGAAACAUCUCCAGCGCGGAUAAUGAUAGAGUCAACGAACUCUUGACCCGGAGAGCAAAGAAAAAGCUGGCCGACCGCAACAACAAGCAAAAGCAACAACAGGAGCAACAACUGCAACAGCAGCAACGGCUACACCCCCUGCACACCCCACACGACCCUUAUUUCCCCUCCACCAGCGACAGUUUAUACUCCAAUGGUGGCAUCCACUCAACUCCUGGCAACCCAAUGCUGCGUCAAAAGUCGACCAACAAGUGCCAUCCCCUCGACCAGGCAGAGUUCUAUGGCGCCGCCUCGAGUGAAUGGAGCAAUAUCAGAUAUAGCACAAGUACCCACAGCCUCAGCAGCGGGACAACAGCAGCGACUCAGAACAACAACAACAGCAACCGAAAUACCGACUACCUCCCGCAGAGCCCGGCUUCACCUUCGUUCUCGAUCCCGUCAUCGGCUACGACCCCGACCUCGGCCACCUAUAUCGAUGGUCCCUAUUUAAGCUCUAGGUUUGAGGAUCGGCAUCUUGAUCCCGUCUCAGUUCCUCCAUCUUCUCCUCAACAACGGCGCCCUCCCGCCGGCUCCCAGCUCUUCUCAGACACGGCCUCGACGACUACUACUGCAACGCACCAGUACCAUACCUCGCCGAUAGUCAUUCCCCAACAUCGAUAUAGCCAUCUCAGCAUUAAUAGCCUCGAUGACGGUUCCUUGAACAGCAACAACAACAGGAAAAACGGGCCUGCGUCGCCUGUGUUUCAGCCUUCGAGGCGUGGGUCAGAACACCACAUCCUCCACCACCAGCAACAGCAACAACUCUCCGCGGACCUUCGCCUCUUGGGUACUUCACCGGAGGCCAAGGACUGGCUUCGGCAAAAGCCCACAAGAUCGUCGACACACAUGAUUCACCAAUAUAACUUCCACCCGCACCAGUACUAUCAGCAGCCAGGUUCCAUCGUCAAGGUGGUCAACAAUACCUGUCGAAACAUGGGCGAUUACCCUAAUGUCCCCUCCCUACCAAGUCUAAAUGAACGCCCCUCUGGUCUAGGGAGUAGCAGUAACGGUCGAAGCAAGAGUUAUUCGAGCAGGGGGUCGGCCUCCACUACUCUUCCUUCUAUCUCUAACGGUUCGGCUAAUGCUACUACUGCUGUCAAUGGUACUAUUCCUUAUAACGCGGGUGGCAGCCGGCCGGCCUACACCUCUGAACCCAUUCCCACCCCCAGCGCAAGGGCAAGAGGCUUGAGUCAACCAGAGAUGACGGGUGAACGCAGCACAGGCGCACAUGACAACGGCUCGGCCGGUACUAGCAAUGAGGUCCAUGCACAUUACCCGGCGGUUCAGGGGCCACGUACAUCAACCAAGCUUGUUAUGUCGCGAUCCAAGCUCGUCUCACCUUUGGCCGCCUCACUCCCCACCCUUCCUUCUUCCAGCGCUGAGUCCUCGACCUCGAUUACAACAACUUCAAGGGGUGCGGCGAACGGAGACGCGCAGUUUGCUUCGGGCGAUGAGGGUUCAUUUAUUCCAUCGAAGCCACGGGCGUACCGCCCUAGCUCAACCCUCUCCUCGCUCCGGUCUCUUCUCGGCAACCAUCCCCAGGGUCUCUCUUUGAUCGAGUCUUUGGAGGAAGAAGAGUACAGCGAUGCAGACUCUCUCUCGGAUACUGAAACGGGCGACUCUGAAGGCGAUCUGAUCCAACGAACCGAGUCCUUGGCUCUUGACUCGAAUGGUACCAAUAACAAGGAAAAGCGAAGCAGCCGACGACGACCUCCACCCCAGUUUGAAUGGAUGGCAGCCAGGAGACGGUUCAGUUCCUCCAGCAUCUCGACCAUCAGCCGAGACAUCCAAGACAGUCAAAAGGGACAACAUGCACUCUGGAAGUACAUUGGCGGUGGAAACUCACACGCCCCAUUGCGAUAUGAUAUUGACCGGAUUCUGGACUCGGGUUGUGGUUUGGGAGAGUGGACUAUGGAAAUGGCCAAAGAGUUCCCGAAUGCAACUGUAUACGGUAUCGACAUCAAUCCAGAACUCUUCCCGAGUGUCCAUCAGGCAGUUCCGAGCAACUGUCUCUUCUCACCCUCAAACCUGUUGACCCGACUCUCGUUUCCGAACCAGUAUUUUGAUUUCGUCUACCAGCGAUUCCUCUACCUCGGUCUGACAGUCGAGGACUGGCCUGUGGCGUUGAAGGAGCUCCGGAGGGUGAUGAAGCCCGGUGGGUGGAUCGAGUUGUUCGAACCCUGUAUGCGCGUUCAUCGUGCAGGGACCCGUACCCGAGAAGUCAUGCGGUGGUGCUCGCGCCUCCUCCAGGAGGAACGUGGGCUCGAUUUCGAUUUCGCAGGCGAGAAAAUGAAGAGGCUCUGUGAAUCGCCCGAGAUUGGAUUCCAAAAUGUCAAACUGGAACGACUUUCGAUCCCUGUAGGAGCGUGGGGUGGGAGGGUCGGGCAAGCGAUGGCCGAGAAUAUGGUGUUGAUUUUCCAGACCUUGCAGUCGGCGUUGGUUCCUGUAGAGAUGACACCUUCGUUUGAUGGGGCUUCCAUGAAGGCGUUUGAUUUGAUGGUACAGAGUUGGAUUCGAGAGUGUGAGGAGAAUAAGUCGUACAUUGAUUAUUAUAUCCUUGUAGGACAGAAGCCUUUCGAGAAGGAGGCGUAG